AUGUUUCAUUCGAGGCAUCAUCCAGCACCAGAAUGGGAGGUCCAUAGAGCCGAGAUUCGCAGGCUCUACAUAGAGGAGGAUUGCACGCUGCGGCAAGUCAUGAUCAUCAUGGGCCAGAAAGGAUUCACGGCUACGACAAAGAUGUACAAGACGAAACUCAAGCAGUGGAAGCUCUUCAAGAACAACCGCGCCGCCGACGUCGCGGCCAUCCUUCGCUCGCAGUCGCAGCGCACGGCGGUCGGGAAGGAGAGUAUUGCCGUGCGCAACGGGAGGCGGAUCGACACUCAGACGUAUCUGAAGAGGAAAGGCGUCAGUGCCGACGAUUUGCUGCAGCUGGCUGCGGCGUUCUCCUCCCAUCCUUCUUCGGCGGAUCUGCCGGGACAUCUGAGAUGCAUCACACCGCCGCCGCCAGAUCCAAUGACUGGCGUCGUGUUUGGGAGCAGUGCUGGGAGGCUGCGGAUCAAGGAGGUUGUAGGUCGCUGGGUCUUGACCGAGUGUGAUAGGCUGGGUGACGCAAUGAUGUCGACCGGUAUGGUCAUUGACUCCGGAAUCGAGUGCGAGCCACCGGAACCAGCAGGGAAGGAGAGACCACUGCUGGUGUACUAUAAAAGUGCGGCCAAUAAGAUCGCGAACCACACAGGGCUGGGCUCUCGCGAACGUCGUGUUCUCGCGGCUGCACAAGCUGCUCGACGACUGCGAGCAUCUGCUAUAUCCUAUACUCAACCUCCUGAUGAUUAUCCUCGUACUCCCGCCGGACAACACGGACCAGAUACACCGCACGCUGUGGAACUACCUGUGCUCCAGCUCACAAGCUUAUUCGGAGAGCCGGAAGAAGACAAGGACGACAAGGACGAGAAGUACGGGCUCUUGCACAGCAUAGUCUUGGACGCCAUGUCGACGCUGCGCUCGAAGGUGGACGAGGACGAACAACCAGGCUCACAAUACCAGACCAGCAGCAGACAAACCUACUACGACCUCGUCUCGCUCUGGUACGCCGAGAGCCUGCGCAGCUACCGGGGUCGUGAUCACAACCACCGCCACUCUUCGCGGCAAGGCUCCCGCCCACAGCUCCACGACCUCGACGAGGAAGACCUGCUCGCGGUCCUCGAAGACUCCGCGUCGGGCCUGCAUGAAGAAGAAGACGGGCAAGGCGGGUGCCACCACCAGCAUGAUGAAGAUGCCGACCUGGCGGGGCUCAGGGCGAUCCAGUCGUACCUGCUCCUGGACCUGGGGCACCAGACGUCGUGGCUCGACCCGUCCAUCUACACGCACAGCGUGGCACUCCUAAACUGGAAGACGCACCAGCAGGCGACGGCGCCCGACGAGACCGAGGUCAACUGCCUGACGGCCAUGGCGCUGUACCACCGAGCGCAGUGCGGCGGCGAGUCGUCGCUCGGGCUCACCAUGGACCCAGACGCCACCGGCCACAGCGACACCAGACGACAUCACCACGACCUGGCGCGCCAUUUCCUCCAGGAAGCCGUGUGGCUUGAUUGGGAGCUUUCGGGCGCGAGCAUCUAUAACUUCGAGGGCCUGCUCCUGCUGCAGGAGUGGUGCGUCGAGGCCGAGGACUGGGUCGGGCUGGAGGUUGUGAGGCGGCGGAGCGAGACGUGCCUGAGCAUAAUGUUUGAGGAGUGGGGUGUAUGA
This is a messenger RNA of Truncatella angustata, 1647 nucleotides long. RefSeq lists its product as uncharacterized. Bases 1 to 1647 code for a protein of 548 amino acids. NCBI's taxonomy places the organism in Eukaryota, Fungi, Ascomycota, Sordariomycetes, Amphisphaeriales, Sporocadaceae. The transcript is spliced from 4 exons. The record is from RefSeq and is a predicted model, not a curated record.